GUGUGUGUGUGUUUUUUCCCUCUCUCACCCCGCAGAGCGCCACUCCACCGUCAGUGCGUUCUCCUGGGCGCUGUGGAGUUUGGACGCUGCAGCAUCACCUGCGUCAGGGUCGGUUGCUUUAGCAGAGACUUCCCAAAACCUUUGACUGAAAGCACACAGAAGCACGCCAGCACAGUAUUGGUGAAGUCCUUCCAGACCCCGAAGAAGAAGACAUAAACCAGGUCGAGCGGGAGCUCGGCUACUACGAAACCAACAGAGGCUGCUCACCAUAGAGGGGGACGAAGUAGAAAGCAUGAGUUCAUGCAGCACAGAUGUUAAGGAAAAUCGGAACUUGGACAACCUCUUCUCCAAAGAGGGGGUUGCAACUGAGGCUGCUCAACUCCCCAAUGGGAGUGCUGGGGGUGGGAGGAAACGUCCCUUAGAGGAGGGCAAUAAUGGGCACACACAUUCCAAGUACAAGCCCAAGAAGCGUAAGAAAGUCCCGGGGCCGGUUCUGCCUAAGAAUGCCCUGAUGCAGCUGAAUGAGAUCAAGCCCGGGCUGCAGUACAAACUGCUCUCUCAGACCGGGCCGGUCCAUGCGCCCGUCUUUGUGAUGACUGUGGAGGUCAACGGGCAGCUCUUCGAGGGUUCGGGUCCAACCAAGAAGAAGGCCAAGCUAAACGCAGCAGAGAAGGCCCUGCGCUCUUUCGUCCAGUUCCCCAACGCGUCUGAAGCCCACAUGGCCAUGGGCCGGACUCUGUCUGUUCACACGGACUUCACCUCAGACCAGGCUGACUUUCCGGACAUGCUCUUUAAUGCCUUUGAGACAUCCACUCCUGUAGAUGACCCCUUUUACCUUGCCUCCAACAGUAAUGGUUCCUUCAGCUCACUGGGAAUAGAGUACCCGUUGCUACCCUCCCCUCUGCCAAACCAGGUCCAGGCCCCCUUACCUCAAGCCUCCUCCACCUUCUUCUCCCCUGCAAGCGGCAAGAAUCCCGUCAUGAUCCUCAAUGAGUUGCGGCCGGGCCUCAAGUAUGACUUUGUGUCGGAGAGCGGGGAGAGCCAUGCCAAGAACUUUGUUAUGUCGGUGACGGUAGAUGGUCAGAAGUUCCAGGGUUCUGGACGGAACAAGAAGCUGGCCAAGGCUCGGGCUGCCCAGGCUGCUCUGUCUGCUCUGUUUAACAUGCAGCUGGACCAGGAUCCGUCAAGACAGCCUAUACCCAGAGAAGGGCUGCAGCUUCACCUGCCACAGGUGCUGGCAGAUGCCGUCUCUCGUCUGGUGGUUGACAAGUUCAGCGAGCUGACGGAAAACUUCACAUCUCCGCAUGCUCGACGGAAAGUAUUGGCAGGCGUCGUCAUGACAACAGGUACUGAUGUGAAGGAGGCUGAGGUCAUCUGCGUAUCCACAGGGACAAAGUGCAUCAAUGGUGAAUACAUGAGCGAUAGAGGUUUGGCCCUCAAUGACUGCCAUGCUGAGAUUGUGGCUCGUCGGUCGCUCAUCAGGUACCUGUACUCCCAACUGGAGCAUUUCCUCAGUAACCACGAAGAGGAGCAGCAGAAAUCCAUAUUUACCAGGUGUGACAACAGACAAGGCUUCAGACUGAAAGAAAACGUCCAGUUCCACCUGUACAUCAGUACCUCCCCCUGUGGAGACGCCCGCAUCUUCUCUCCUCAUGAAGCUGGAGUGGAGGAUCAGGGAGAUAGACACCCGAACAGAAAGGCCCGCGGGCAGCUCCGCACUAAAAUUGAGUCUGGUGAAGGAACAAUCCCAGUGCGCUCCAGUAACACCAUUCAGACGUGGGACGGGGUUCUUCAGGGUGAGAGGUUGCUCACCAUGUCCUGCAGCGAUAAGAUCGCCAGGUGGAAUGUGGUUGGAUUACAAGGCUCUUUGAUGAGCUACUUCACUGAGCCCAUCUACUUCUCCAGCAUCAUUCUGGGCAGCUUGUACCACGCCGACCACCUCUCCAGAGCCAUGUAUCAGAGGAUUACUGAGAUCGAGGACCUGCCGCAGUCCUUCAGCUUGAACAGACCGCUGCUCAGUGGAAUAAGUAACGCAGAGGCUCGUCAGCCUGGAAAAGCACCCAACUUCAGUGUGAACUGGACAGUGGGAGACCAAGGCCUAGAGGUGAUCAAUGCCACCACAGGGAAAGACGAUCUGGGUCGAGCCUCCAGGCUCUGUAAACACGCUCUCUACAGCCGCUGGAUGCGCCUGCACAGCAAGCUCUCCUCCACCCUGCGGAUCAGAACCGUGAGGCCCAGCAGCUACCACGAGGCCAAGCAGGCGGCGGUGGAGUACCACAGCACCAAGCAGGCGCUCUUCAGAGCCUUCCACAAAGCCGGACUGGGCGCCUGGGUUAAGAAACCUAUUGAGCAGGACCAGUUUGCACUCCCCACCUGAGUUAGCGCUGGGCUGGUGAUGCUGUUGGUGGGGGUCUUUUGACAGAAAACGUGUCAACCUGCACGCUUUCCUUUCUGAAACCGUUUCGGUCAGUUUCAGUGGUGGAAACGUUUCCCUCUGGAUUGUCGCGGAGUGGACUGUGUGUUACCGGGAGGAAAGACGCACCUAAUCCAGAUGUCAGAAUCCAUGGCUUUAACGUUCCUCCUUAUUUUUUUAUAGCCUCAUGCUACUCUCAACCAGCACUACACAUUGAAAAAAAGAUUAUUAAAUCAGUUAUGCAACUUUAUACAAAGGACAAAUGUAAAAGGAGACGUUGGGAAUGGAAACUUGUGUACAGCAUUGUUAGUUACCAUGGCAGGUGUUUCUGUACAGUAAGAAUAGUGAUAAAUUCAUUUUGCAUGUAUGAUUAUACCAAAUUCAUACAGUAGGAAAUCUACAGUAAAAGGUUUGUUAUCAUGUUCAGUAUUGUGAUCUCAAAUCAUCAGUGUUGUGAUAACUUGAGGAUGUCCUUCUGCAGUUUGGUAACGGAUGUUUAUCUGCUCUGUUGCGGUUCUUUGACAGCAACCUUAAGUUCACUUGGAUAUUUCCUCUUAGUUUUAGGGUAAAAUGACUGAAAUACUUAAAGUUGGGGUAUGCAAUUUCUUUCAGAAGCAUUUUUGUUAGAUUUGUUGAAAUUCUUUUUACAUCCCGACAGCAAUCAAUGAAUCAAAUGCUCUGACACAUAAAUGAAAAGAAAAAAAAAAAUCCGUUAUCUGUGGCAGGACUAUUAAUAAGCAUGGCCAAUCAGUGUCAUUCAAGUUUCACGAACACUCAUGCUCAGGUGUAAAGCUGCGUUGAAGUGUUGCUGAUGUCAGCAAGAACGCUGUUGUCCCAGUUUCAAAUUAACCUUCUGACUUCACCUUGCUAAGUCCCAUGAAGUUCAAACUUGACGUCCCCUGAAUUACGUAACUCUUGCCGAGCAGAAGCUAUUGUAGCUACAAGUGACAAUUAUGAGAUGAUGGUAAAUACUAAAAUGUAUUAGUAGCGCACUGACUCAGCAAGUUUGCCACCUUUAGACACUUGGUCAGACCUGACCAAGUACAGUCAGGCUGUAGAGGCAAAACCCCAGAGUGUUGAGUGGUAUUGGAUUGGACAAGGGUUAUUUUAUUGCUUAAGGGUUCAGUUUUCGUUCAUAACAUGAAGAUUGUGUCCUUUUAAAAGUUACCUAGUCUCAUUUAAAGUGACGGUAAUGACAUGAUUAUCAAUGUCGCAUUAAGCUGGUUUAAAGGAAGCUACUGAGACCCUAGCCCUGUGUGUUGCCAAUACAUCAGAGUUUUUCAAUGAAAGUAUAAAAUAUUGGAAAGAAGCGUGUUUACGGUAUACAUUUAUAAUGAUAGUUCUACAUGUAGUAGUCUUACAUGUUGAUGUUUAGAACACAGUGUAGUAUACCAACUACACCACUGCGUGUACCAAAGUAAGUGAUAAUACAUUUUUUAUUUUAGUUAAUGUGCAAAUUCAAAAAGGAUUUUCAUUUGGAAAUAGAGUCAAAACUUGGGAAACAAACAAAAAAAAAAAACGUUUAAUUGUGCUUAGGGCAGAAUAUUUUUUCUUUCAGGUGGUUAUACUUUCAGAACAGCGGUAAUUGUUUUAAAAUUACCUUUUGGGUUUAUCAAAGAUUGCUGGAUUUUUUUUUUUUUUUUGAGAAAAGGAUACCCGGAUGAAUUGUGAUUUGAAUGUAAUGGUAAUACUUGAGAGGCACAAACGGUGGCUACUGAGAUCCAAAUACCAACAGAAAUUGUGACUGUACUUUGAAAGACAAGCUUGGACUUUUAAUUACAAUUAAAUACAAUCAUACGUCACUUGCAGCCAGAGAGAGGUGAAUUAUGAAUCACUUUGCUGAUUCAAAUGAUUUCGUCCGGUAAUUUGUUAAUUUCAAACAUCUCUCCCAAUAUGAUCCCCGCUGCACCAGAUUAGGGUAACUAACCCUUAUGCACGUGAAUCUCUCCUGCAUAUUCAGCAACUACAGUAAACCCAAAUCCCAGAACCCAGACCCUGCUAGCGUUGCUGCAGUUAACACUUCAGUCACAUUUACCACCAGUAAAAGCUCACCAAAGAUGAUGUCAGCAUCAACUUUUUACAUUUUUAUUUUCACUGUUGUUUUCCACAAAUUCAAAUGUUUGUUUUUAUUACUGUAAUCUGCCUCUACAAAGUGUUUGUGACGGUGUGUGACGUGUGAUGUUCAACUCUUUCAAACCAAACAAGACAUAAUCCCAAAUCACCUGUUUUCUAUAAACCAAAUGUACAUUUUAACUUUCAAAUAUGUUUUUAAUUUUCUAAACUCUUUGUUUUGCUGCCGCCGUCCUCUGGAUGUAAAGCCUCAAACACACAUUGGGCACAUUGAACUAACUUACUUCUGAUGUAGGUUGAGUUAUUUUCUUAAUAUAUUUGAAUGUGUAUCCUUCCGCUUCUGUUUAAUUGCUGAAAACAUGUCUUAACUUUGAGCACGUGCAGACCUGUUCCCGUCUCAGUGUACCUGGCUCCAUGCUCGGCCUCUCACAGUUUUUGGAUGCUGAUAAUAUUUCCACAGGAUAUGCACUUUUUCGAAAAGGGAAACGAUUCAUGUUUUUCAUGGACUUUGAGGAGAAGUGAAUGGAUCAGUUUUAAAAGAUGGCCCUCUGUAUGUUGAUCCUCCCUGUCCAUAUGUUGGUGAGCUUCUGCAGUUCUGAUGGGUUCAUGCACUACGUCAUUGAUUUGCCCUGUAAAAGACUGUGGGGCCUAAUGCAUGAGCUCUACAUGUAAAGCAUGAAAACCAUAAAUAUAAAAUAUGUAGAAACUGUGUCAAGUCACUGAGCCUAGAGCUUUAAUAAAAUGCUAUUAUAGUUGUU
Messenger RNA from Micropterus salmoides (largemouth bass), 5241 nucleotides. RefSeq names its product double-stranded RNA-specific editase 1-like. The transcript has 11 exons. Lineage: Eukaryota; Metazoa; Chordata; Actinopteri; Centrarchiformes; Centrarchidae. Bases 293 to 2377 code for a protein of 694 amino acids. The record is from RefSeq and is a predicted model, not a curated record. Gene Ontology annotation, biological process: adenosine to inosine editing; RNA processing. Gene Ontology annotation, cellular component: nucleolus; cytoplasm. Gene Ontology annotation, molecular function: double-stranded RNA adenosine deaminase activity; tRNA-specific adenosine deaminase activity; double-stranded RNA binding.